UGUUUCCUCGAAAAAAAAAAGUUAAAUAAGUGCUGCAGCCUGUUUUAGCUACAGAAAACGAAACAAAGAAAAGUAAGUUAAAAUGGCGACCAAAGGAGCCGCCGGCGACGGCGGCAGGGGCGACAGUCGAGUCAUUUACACGGGCAAUAAAAAGGAAAGGAGAGCGUUGAGGUUAGAGAAUCCGUUUACUUUAAAAGUGGGUCAAGUAUUCACCGGUUUUGGAGUCGGUUGUGGUGUUGGCAUUGGCAUCGGUCGCCCUAUAAAUUUAGGUGCAAUACCAGUAUUGGGCCAAGUCAUGAGUGCCACUAGGGGAGCAACUGAUGUAUUUUCUGGUGUGCAAAGACAUGUCAAUAAUUCUCUAAAGAAAGUCGGUGCAAAGAACAUUGAAGCGGGUAUUGGCUGUGGAGUGGGUUUCGGCCAUGGAUUUGGAGUUGGCCUUGCUGUGAAGCCUAGUGUGCUGCAUCAGAUACAGUCACAAUUUUUACAAGUGGCAACACUUGUGAUGGAAAGACUUGGAAUAGAUUCCAGUUCUACCCUGUCUGUUAAUCAAGGGAUGGUUUCCCCUCCAUCUUUGCAAAGUGGGAAGAGCAUGGUUGACGAAGCAUCAUAUGAAAAUCGAAGUAUGACUCAGUUAGCAAAAUCAUCAUCAAACAAUAGGAAUGGGACUGCACUAUUUUCUCCAGAGGGGACAUUAGCACCGACAAGUGCUGCAACAGAUACAAAAUCUACCAGUCGAACAGAGAGAGUCCUCAACAACUUUCUGCAAAAUCUCAAAGAGGAGGGCAGCUCCUCUCAAGAACAAGCUAGGGCAUCUCAUUUGGAAAAUAAGGUGCUUCAAAUGGUGUUGAAACACCAGGUACUCAUUGAAGAGCUAAUGCAAGAAAAUGAUAAGCUUCGACAGAUAUUAGUUGAUGAAUUGAAAGUCGAACCUAGCAGGCUCCAAUCUAGCGCCACAAGUAGGAGUAAGUCCUCAUGUAACGAAUGUUUUGAAUGCCGUAGAAGACAAAGGAGAAGAUCAAAUUUUGCAUGAUCACUAAGGACAACGUGAAACGGAGAGUCAACUUCUUCAAGGUAAUUCUUCCUUUUAAACAAAGAAUUAAUAUGUGCAAAUCCACCAUGGUGCAGGCUCAUCAAGUUAGGCUCCUUUUAUCUUCAAGAUGCCUAUUCUUUUCUAGUGCAUUCACAGAAUUAAUCUUUAGGUGCAAUUGUUGCUCUCCAUUGCUUAAUUAUUCUUUUUUUCGAUUAAUUUCGUGCGUACAUUUGUAAAUGUACCAUAGUACAUUUGCUUAAUGUUAAUGAGUUCUUGGUGAAUAGAACAUUCCUGACAUCAUAGUUGAAUCUCUGAAGAAAGGAAAAAUCCCAGAAUCAAGUCGUUGAUAUGUGCUACGUACUACUGUGCUUGUUUCAUUCUUUGACAUUAGGAUGGAAAUUAGUAUGGGUGAUGAAUUGUGAUUACUGAAAAUGAGCUUGAUGCGAACACAUUUGGAUGUUUAGUUCGGAAAAAGUAUCAGAUAUAUAUUUGAAAGAUAUUUUCUUGCU
Messenger RNA from Salvia miltiorrhiza (redroot sage), 1539 nucleotides. RefSeq lists its product as uncharacterized. The record is from RefSeq and is a predicted model, not a curated record. The transcript has 8 exons. NCBI's taxonomy places the organism in Eukaryota, Viridiplantae, Streptophyta, Magnoliopsida, Lamiales, Lamiaceae. Bases 83 to 1030 code for a protein of 315 amino acids.